Messenger RNA from Salvia hispanica, 1600 nucleotides. RefSeq names its product enoyl-CoA hydratase 2 (gene ECH2). The record is from RefSeq and is a predicted model, not a curated record. Gene Ontology annotation, cellular component: peroxisome. Gene Ontology annotation, biological process: fatty acid beta-oxidation. Lineage: Eukaryota; Viridiplantae; Streptophyta; Magnoliopsida; Lamiales; Lamiaceae. Gene Ontology annotation, molecular function: (3S)-3-hydroxyacyl-CoA dehydrogenase (NAD+) activity; enoyl-CoA hydratase activity; 17-beta-hydroxysteroid dehydrogenase (NAD+) activity.
CCUCUCAUCUAUUGAUCUUUGUUUUGCUAAAAUUUGUGAGAGGAAUUGAGGGCCAAAGAGUGAUGGAAUUUUGGGCGAGUUCUGUUCUGGAGAGAAAGAGGGAGUUGAGAGAGAGAAGGAAAACGAUGGUUUCUGGGAUGGGAUGGGGGUAUCUUUAAUAGUGUGUGAUGCAUUUCCUAUCACAAGUGCAUCAUUUGUAGUAUUUGAUUUAUAUGUAUAAGGAAAGUGGUAUGUAUGCUUGUGUUGAAACAUCCAAUUAGAUGUCUUUUUGAGAUUAAGAGUUGUAGGUAGUGUCUGCCAAUUGCUCGACGAAAAGACCAAGAGAGAAUGAAUUUCCUUUGGAUUGAUUUGAGAUAUCAGCAAAACGACGCCGUUCCGGGAAGGAUUAAACGCUGCGUAUUAAGCACAGCAGCUUCCUCUGUUCCCAUCCGCAUACCCCUUGUCUAAACAUCUCUCUUAAUUUUGAGCAAAUUUGCCAAUCGGAAUCGUCUAUGGCUGGAACAGCGGAGAUUGAUCCCCAACUGGUUAUUUCAUACAAAUUUCCUGAGUCAACCUACAGCUAUACUGAAAGGGACGCUGCACUAUAUGCACUUGGUGUUGGAGCUUGCUCGAGAGAUCCGGUGGAUGAUAAGGAGCUGAAAUAUGUUUACCAUCAAGAUGGGCAACAAUCAAUUGAGGUUUUGCCAACAUUUGCUAGUUUAUUUUCUGCUGGACUUCAGUCACAGAUUAUAGAGAUGCCUGGUUUGGUAUUUGAUCCUCGUCUUCUAUUACAUGGGCAACAGUACAUAGAGAUAUACAAACCUCUUCCUUCUAAUGGCUAUAUACUUAAUAAGGCUACGGUUUCUGGGUUGCAUGAUAAAGGUAAGUCAACGGUUCUCGAGGUUGAGAUUUUAAGUUAUGAAAAAGAGUCUGGUGUACAGCUGUGCAUGCAACGAUCAGCUGUCUAUUUGCGUGGUGCUGGUGGAUUCUCACAAUCACCCCAGCCUUACUCUUAUACAAAACACCCCUCCGGUCAAAUAUCGACUUACAAAAUUCCUGAAAGUCAACCAUUUGUUGUGUUUGAAGAAUGCACGCAUCCGUCACAGGCCCUCCUCUACAGGCUUUCUGGUGAUUACAAUCCAUUGCACUCAGAUCCUAGAGUUGCCGAAAUAGCCGGAUUUUCUCGUCCAAUCUUGCACGGACUGUGCACUCUUGGGUUUGCAAUUAGAGCCAUCAUUAACAGCAUCUGUCGGGGAGACCAAAACAUGAUCCGCAACAUAACUGGGAGAUUUCUGUUACAUGUAUACCCAGGUGAAACAUUGAUAACAGAAAUGUGGAUUGAAGGGUUCAGUGUGAUUUAUCAGGUGAAGGUCAAAGAACGAAACAAGGCUGCGCUUUCUGGCAUAGUCACUCUCAAUCGCUUCGCCUCAUCUCUCUGAUCUCGAUCUCUGAUGUUGCGAUCUAAGUUUGCUUGUGGAUUAUGUGCAUCUACUCCUCUUGUGUUUUUAAAUGGCUGAAUUAUUUUGUGGCUAUAGUAACAAGUUCUCCAUCAAAUAUUUCAAACUAGAACUGAAUAAAUAAAAUAACGCUGUGCAAAGAUAUAAAAUCAAUCAUUUGCUGA